Messenger RNA from Dracunculus medinensis (Guinea worm), 486 nucleotides. NCBI's taxonomy places the organism in Eukaryota, Metazoa, Nematoda, Chromadorea, Rhabditida, Dracunculidae. The record is from the annotation of a GenBank genome assembly.
AUGGAUGUGGCUUGUUCGUCAGAGGUCCGUCUACCUCAUGUCGACUGUCGAGUAAUUAUUAAACCUGGUUCCGAGCAAAGAUAUUGGCUAUAUUACUGUGGUGUCUCGAAUCAGUCAAGAAGAAAUGGCGUAGAGAUUGUCAUAUCUGAAAAGACUCGUUCCGUUCUGAUUCGAAGCCAUGUAUAUGCCCCAACUUUAUGUGCAGAUGACCGUCAUAAGGAUAAGUUUUAUGUUGAACUUCAACUGUUAACAUCUCUACUGAGAGGUAACAUGGUCAUAAUCGAGGGAGACUGGAAUGCACGCGUAGGACACGAUAUCAUUACAAGGAAUUCGAUAACCAAUAUUGCAAUCAGAUUGACUAUAUAUCAGUCAGUCACCGCUGGAAGAAUUCUUGAUAAUCGUUCUUAUUGGGGCGCUAAAACUGGUAACCGCCGUGGAUCAGAUCAUGCUUCGAGUCAAGAUUUGUAUAAAACUGACAAGUCGUAA